CUCUAUAAUAUCAUAUCAAACCUUUGCGUCUACUGUUGAUUAUCAUGUCUUGAUAUAUUCAUAAGUUAUCCUUAUUUUGUAACUUAUAUAUUCUCUUCUUUGAUAUUGUAGUAUGUUAUAGAUACUUGCAUCACCCUCCUCCUCCACAUAAUAACCUUCCUCACCUGGCCUCCGCCAACCCCCUUACCGCCGCCGCACAUACCAUAUACCCCACGCCCCCAGCAACAACAGAUGUCCAUUCACGAAGUCCUCCCCUUCCACGAGGGCGAGACCAGCCUCCACCACACCCUCCACAUCCCCGACAGAGACAACCCUACCCAGCCCUUCCUCUCCCCCUUCGCCGCCAGCGUCCUCAAGCGCUCCCCACUCAUCGCCCUCGGCGCCCUGGACGAGCAAGGCCGCCCUUGGACCACACUAUGGGGAGGCGAGCCAGCCUUCGCGCGUUCCAUCGCCCCGUCUGUCAUCGCUAUCAAGUCGAGUAUUGCGCGCACACAUGACCCCGUCAUGGAGAUCCUGCUUGGUGCUGCGACGCCGGGAGAGGUGGUGCAGGGGGGCGAGAAGGGUGCGCUGAUGAGUGGCCUGGCCAUCGAUCUCGAGUCGCGGCUGCGAGCAAAGUUUGCGGGCCGUAUGAUAGCUGGUGCGCUGCAGGAGCCUGAGAAGGACAGUGGUGCAGCGGAAGUGCAACUGGUGAUGAAGAUUGAGACGAGUUUAGGCAACUGUCCCAAAUACCUCAACCGCAAAACCAUCACCCCCGCCCUCCCCACCCCCUCCCUCCUCUCCACCUCCCUCCCCCUCCCCCCCGCCGCCAUCUCCCUCGUCCACGCAGCGGACCUCUUCUUCCUCUCCUCCUCCCACCCCACCUCCCCCUCCACAAACCACCGCGGCGGUCCCCCGGGCUUCAUCCGCAUCCUCACCAACACCUCAACGGAACUAACCCUCGUCUACCCCGAAUACUCCGGUAACAACCUCUACCAAACCCUCGGGAACUACCGUCUCUCCCCCCUCGCCUCGCUGCUCAUCCCCGACUUCGCAACAGGGAACGCGCUGUACUUAACUGGUCGAGUGGACAUCCUCAUUGGCCCCGCCGCCUCCGCAAUCCUCCCGCACACCAACCUCGCUAUAAAAUUCACAGCCACCGAACACCGCUUCAUCGCCACCUUCCUCCCCUUCCGCGCCACCCCAAUCGAACCAUCCCCCUACAACCCGCGCGUCCGCCUCCUCGCCACCGAGCAGCCCGCCGGCGCUACAUCCCAGCCCGGGGCCGCAGGCACCGCAACACUUCUUUCCCAGACAAGCCUCUCGCCAAGCAUAUCGCGCUUCCGGUUCCGGCUCGAUAAAGCUGCGAAUUGGAAACGGGGGCAGUAUGUCGUACUCGAUUUUAGCGAUGAGUUGGGGAUGGGGUAUAGUCAUAUGAGGGAUGAGGAUCCGCAGAGCUUGAAUGAUGAUUUAGUGAGGACAUUUACGGUGUCGUCUUCUCCGCCUUCGGUGGAGGCGGAAUCAGCGGCUGCGGAGUUUGAGAUCACGAUCCGGAAGGUGGGACGCGUGACGGGGUUUUUGUUUAAGAGGGAUGGGGGGAAGAAGGGACUUACGAUCCCGGUGUCGGGAUUUGGAGGGGAGUUUGUGGAUGAGUCUACCGAGGGGGUAAGGGAGAAGACGGUGUAUAUCGCCGGUGGAGUCGGUAUCACCCCCUUCCUUGCCCUGAUGGGCUUGAAGGUCGAUAAGGGGGUGACGCUCUUCUGGACCGUACGAGAAGCAGAUCUAGGGCUCGUGGCAGAUGCAUUAGAGAAGAUCGAAGGGCUAGGUGCAGCACUGAAGUUGUUUAUCACGGGUGUGAGUGCAGAAGGCGGGUUGGGGGGAAGAGUGGAUAAAGGGGAGGUGUUGGGGAGGAUUGUGAAGGAUGGAGGGGUAGUUUGGGAGAGGAGGAUUGAGAAGGAGGAUUUGGUGGGGGAGAAAGGGGGAGCGAGGUGGAUGCUUUGUGCGGGGAAGCCGUUGAGGAGUAAGGUUUUGGAGUGGCUGGAGUGGGAGAGGGUGAUGUGGGAGGAUUUUGAUUAUUGAAGCGGGAGUUUAGGGGAGGGAUUUGUGUUGGUCAUGAGGGUGCUGGGGGUUUCGAAAGGGGGAAAUGGGUAUAAUAGUUUUCAUAAAAUAUUUCGGG
This is a messenger RNA of Pseudogymnoascus destructans, 2152 nucleotides long. RefSeq lists its product as uncharacterized. Lineage: Eukaryota; Fungi; Ascomycota; Leotiomycetes; Thelebolales; Thelebolaceae. Gene Ontology annotation, molecular function: oxidoreductase activity. The transcript has 2 exons. Bases 232 to 2055 code for a protein of 607 amino acids. The record is from RefSeq and is a predicted model, not a curated record.